Messenger RNA from Paralichthys olivaceus (Japanese flounder), 2479 nucleotides. It is a transcript of the gene alg6, whose product is annotated as ALG6 alpha-1,3-glucosyltransferase. The record is from RefSeq and is a predicted model, not a curated record. NCBI's taxonomy places the organism in Eukaryota, Metazoa, Chordata, Actinopteri, Pleuronectiformes, Paralichthyidae. Gene Ontology annotation, biological process: protein N-linked glycosylation. Gene Ontology annotation, cellular component: endoplasmic reticulum membrane. Gene Ontology annotation, molecular function: dolichyl pyrophosphate Man9GlcNAc2 alpha-1,3-glucosyltransferase activity.
GCCUUGGUGGAUGACGUAUACCGGAAAUGUGAACUGACUCAACGUGGAGAUGAGUUUGUGUUUAUCGGUUCUUUUCUCAUCGAAAAAGUGAUUUUCACUCGUCAGAGUUAUGCAGACGUGGAGCCUCGUGUCCAUCUGUGUCCUGCUCGGUGUUGUGGUGAGAUGGGGAGUUUCGUUAAACCCGUAUUCAGGGGCGGGGAAACCUCCCAUGUUUGGAGACUACGAGGCUCAAAGGCACUGGCAGGAAGUGACCCACAACCUCCCAGUGCAGGAAUGGUACUUCAACACCACUGACAAUGACCUGAACUACUGGGGUCUUGACUAUCCUCCUCUUACUGCCUAUCACAGCUGGAUCUGUGCUUACAUAGCCAAGAUGAUAAACCCUGAAUGGGUGGAGCUCCACAAAUCCAGAGGUUAUGAAAGUCCAGCGCACAAAUUAUUCAUGAGAGCUACAGUCCUGGUGGCAGAUUUGUUGAUCUACAUCCCUGCUGUGGUGUUGUACUGUUUCUAUCUGACUGAUGGAUCCUCUAAGAACAAGGUCUCCACUCUGUUCUGCUUCUUGCUCUAUCCAGGACUGAUUCUCAUUGACUAUGGACAUUUUCAGUAUAAUGGAGUGAGCCAAGGCCUUGCUUUGUGGGGGGUUCUGGCUCUUGGUCUGGGCUGGGAUGCCUUCGGCUCCAUGGCCUUCUCUCUCGCUCUCAACUACAAACAGAUGGAGCUGUACCACGCUCUGCCCUUCUUCUGCUACCUGCUGGGAAAGUGUGUCAAGUUGGGUCUGAUGGGGAGAGGGCUUAUGUUGUUGGUGAGAAUUGCUGUCACCGUGUUGGUGAGUUUUGCCCUCUGCUGGCUGCCCUUCCUGUCUGACCCUGACCAGGCCUUACAGGUGGUUAGGAGGAUCUUUCCCGUGGCCCGCGGCCUGUUUGAGGAUAAGGUGGCCAACACAUGGUGCAGCUUGAACACCUUGAUAAAGAUCAGAUCCAUUCUGUCCACAGAGUCUCAGCUCUACCUCAGCUUUGCUUGCACCCUCUUGGCAGCCCUGCCCUCUUCUAUCAGACUGCUGACAAAGCCCACCUUCUGGCAGUUUAAACUGGCCUUGGCAAAUUCAUCUCUAGCAUUUUUCCUCUUCUCCUAUCAAGUCCAUGAGAAGUCCAUCCUCUUGGCUGCCUUGCCGGUCUGCCUUCUGCUGAAUGACCUGCCCCUGGUGGCUAUUUGGUUUCUACAGGCCUCAACAUUCAGCAUGCUGCCGCUGUUUCUUAAGGACGGUCUGCUGGUGCCCUACGUUGUGACCUCGCUGGGCUUCCUCUUCUACAGCAUCUAUCUAUUGUCUGCCCUGAAGCGCUGUUCAGAGGAAGAGCUGAGACUGGGCGCCUAUCAUAAGCUGUUUUUCUUCCUACCCAAAAUGGACUUGGCCUUUUUAAUGAGAUGGAAGUUCUACAUCUGUGUCGCAGCCAUGGUUGGUUUAAGCGUUGCAAGCGUAGCUGUGACCGCACCGCCACAUCUACCGGACUUGUUUCCUGUGUUGGUGUCUACUACGGCUUUCCUGCACUUUUUGGGGACAUUUCUAUAUUUCAACAUUGUGCAGUUCAGUGGACCACCCUCCAGAAAGAGCCAGAAGAAGAUCAACUGAGUGAUGCCAUACCUCAAGGUUUUGAACUGGUGUUACAUUCUGGGUUCUAUUUCCUCUAAAGGUGCAUUUCACUCGUGCCGUCAUGAACUAAAUACAAAUGGGACAAAGUUCUUGUUAAGGCAUCUUGUUCGCCAGACUCGUAUCAUACAUCCUCAGUGAUGUUGGCUUGUCAAUGUACUGCAAAACAAAAUGCCAGUUCAGAGGUGCUGUGAUAUUGAAUGAAAGGAGUGGGUAAAGAUUUUUUGGACCAAAUAAUUUUGUGAAAUAGCAAAACGAACUACAACAGCACUCAGUAGAGCGCAUACCUCCGCCAAGGUCAGUCUCCUUAUAAAACCACAUUUAAAUUCACUUGAUCCAGAUUUUUAUUUGGACAUUUACUAAAUUCCUCCAAACAUCAGUCCCCUAACAAUUACUUUUUUCCAUCACGAUCCAUUUAUUAUUUUCUGUGAAAGAAAGUGAAAAAAUAAUCCUGGAUUCACCCCAGAAUGUACAGUUUUUUUUCCUGAUCCAUACUGCAUCCUUCCAAGUAACUAACAAAGAGGGGACAACACAACAUCAGUGUUGGUCAAGCUACAGAAGGUGGUCACAAUAAUAGGAACACCCCCUAUAGUGUUAGGUUAUUAUUCAAAGAGGUGCUGUACAUAUUUGCUGUAAUAAAAUGUAAUGAUAUUGCGAGGUGUUCAUGUUAUUUUGUCCAUCCUCUGUACCUUCUGUGAGGAUUGUGAUUAAACACGUGAUAGGGCUCGACUCAGCUCUACUAGUUAUGGUUGUUAGUAAUCUAUUCAUGUGAACUUUUUUUAUAUAUAUAUAAUUUUCUACUUUUUUAUCCACCAGUGAAGUUAUUUUGUGCAA